This is a messenger RNA of Paramecium pentaurelia, 637 nucleotides long. The record is from the annotation of a GenBank genome assembly. NCBI's taxonomy places the organism in Eukaryota, Ciliophora, Oligohymenophorea, Peniculida, Parameciidae.
UAGGUAUUUAAAUUAAUUAUCAUAGCCAUGGAGAACAUUGACUAGUAUAUUAUAUUUUGGAGAAUUAGAUUUAAUAACAAUCUUAAGAUUAUUCUUUUUGUAAAAUAAAUUGUAAAUCUAUUUAGUUAAUCUAUCUCAUCAUCAUUAGAAUAACAUACUUUUCCAGGUUUUGCAAAUUACUUAUAUUAUUUGUUAUUGAAUUUUAUAACAAUUACUUCAAUAGGACUUUUGUUAAAUGAGCAUUCUCUAACUGAAUAUUUUGUAGAAGCACUUAUGUAUGUUUGGGGAAGACAAAAUUAAGAAAGACCAUUAUUAUGUAAAAAUAAACCUUAAAUAUUAAGUUAUGUUCAUAAUACCUAUCAAAGCAUAAUAUAUGGUCUGGUUUUUCAUAUUGAUCAAUAUUAUAACAGGUAGAUCUAUAUAAUCUAAUUUAAUUGGUGCAUUUAUUGGUCAUACAUAUUAUUACUUUGCCUAUAUAGUUCCUAAAUUACCUUACUUUAAAGGAAUACACCUUUUAAGUACUCCUAAAUUUUUGUAAUUAUUACAAAUCAUAUUAUUAUUUAGAGUUAAAUUGUGUAGAAAUUUAAAUAGAUAAAAUAUUAUAAAUUAAGAAGAAGGUUAACCAUUUAUAUUUUGA